Messenger RNA from Dovyalis caffra, 2379 nucleotides. The record is from the annotation of a GenBank genome assembly. NCBI's taxonomy places the organism in Eukaryota, Viridiplantae, Streptophyta, Magnoliopsida, Malpighiales, Salicaceae.
AUGGAUAAAAUCUUAUUCCCUUCACUGGAGGUGAUUGUUCUCGACUCCUUACCCAAAUUGACCGGUAUAUGUUCAGGUACUGCUAUUCUGGAAAUUCCAUCCUUGGAAAGGAUUAGCAUAGACAAUUGUCCAAAUAUGAAGGCAUUUGUCUCCUCAUUUCUAAAGGAACAAGAGCCACGUUUGGCUAGUGAAGGAGAAAAACAGAGACUGGAUAAGGGAGACCAUGAUAUUUCCACUCCACCACUUUUCAAUCAAAAGGUUUCCCAGGUUGCAUUUUCAAACUUGAAAAAUUUGAGGAUGGGAUGGAUUGAUAUCAUGGAGGUUAUACAGCAUGACCAAUUUCGAACAGAGUACUUCUGCAAACUGGAAGUUCUUGAGCUGGUGCAGUUUCCUAGUGACUAUGUUGAUUUUCCAUUCCAUUUUCUUCGAAGAUUCACCAAUUUAAAAAAUCUCGUUUUGAGUGAUGCGGCUUUCAAAGAAAUAGUCCUGCAUGAAGAGACGGAUGGUGAGGAAAAGCAUAUGGGGAUUGUUGUGCAGUUAAAACAAUUAGAGCUGUCUAAACUGCCGAAACUCGUAUAUCUAUCUAAGGAAGGUCCAGAGUCUCUUCAGAUUUUUCAAAAGCUGGAAACUCUAAAAGUGCUGGAAUGUGGUGUAGUGAAAAUUUUAAUGCCAUCCGCAUUAUCUUUCCAAUGUUUACAGAUUCUUGAAGUGUCAAAUUGUCAUAGAUUGAUAAAUUUGAUGACUUCCUCAACAGCUAAACAACUUGUGGAGCUCAAGAGGAUGAGUAUAACUAAAUGUGAAAUGAUUGUAGAAAUAGUGGCCAGUGAGGAGAAUGAAGUUGAAAAUGAGGUUGUUUUUCACAAAAUGGAACAUAUGAAGCUCCAUUCUUUGCCAAGCCUCACAAGCUUCUACUCGAGGAACUGUGCAUUCAUGUUUCCAUCUUUGGCCGAGGUGCUUGUGGUAGAAUGCCCCAAUAUGAAAUAUUUUGCUCCAGGAGUCAUAAGCACACCAGAGCUGGAUAGAGCUGAUGGAUCGGCACAAUCAAAACUACCAAGCUCAUCAAAGCAGCCCACCUGCGAGACCACUGAUGCUAAUGACCUAAAAAUUGUCUCUGAGCGGCUAGCUUCUGAGGAUUUGCCUGUCACUAAGAAUCCAGAUUCUAGUAAACAUCUUCUUCUUAUGGUUGAAACUAUACUUGAAACUAAAGAGCAUGCCAUUACAGGUGCCUCCAUAGAACCUGAGAUCGCUCAAUUGACCUCAGCUUCUCAAGAUAGUCAUGCAACUUCAAAUGAAAAGGAAGAUCCUGCUCAAGGUCAAAAUUCCUCAACUCCUGUGGAUAUUGAAUCUCACAUCUCUCUCCAAGUUCAAAAAGAUCCUCAAGCAGCUGAUAAGAAGAUGAUGAUGACUUACCUAGUAUUUCCUGCUGCCAUCUUUCCUGCUUCUUCAAUUCAGCAGAUCAAUUUGCCAGCUUUAAAAGGCCAAGAUUCUUGGGCAACUUCAAACAAUCAGGAGGAUGCUUCACAGGAAAAUUUCUCAACUCCAACGAGUGCUGAAACUUACAUCUCUCCUCAAGUUCAAAUGGAUCUUUCAGAAAUUGAUAAGGACCAGAUUUUGCAUGCUUCUUCAAUUGAGAGUUGCAGCAACUUAGUCCCUACAUCUCCAGCAAGUUCUGUUCAACAAGUCCCAGCCUUGCCUUCUCCCUCUCAUACAGACUUUGAGACUCUGAUCAUCAGCAUGGAACGAAUGCUACACCCUAGUUCAGCAUCUUCUUCCCAGCCUUCGUCAAGCUCAAAUAGUCGUUAUCAAUCUCAUGAGUCAGUUGGCGUGAGCUUUGAGACUUAUACCCAUUCUGUGGCUCGGAUGAAGAAAAUCUUGGUGAAAUCUCCGACAGAAGUUGCUAGCUCAGUUGAUCGCUUUUUGCUGCUAUCCGCUUUGAUGAAUUUAAGGAACUGUCAACUUCUGAAUUCUCAACAGCUGGAAAUCGUUCAAGUCUACAUUGAGAAUUUUGAUUCCUUAGUGACCAACAACCCAUCUUAUGAGCAGCAAAUUGACUCGACUAGUGCACUGAAGUUCGCCAUGGAAGAUAACAAAAACAGAAUUUCUGAGCUUAUGAACCGUUAUGAAGAUCUUACCAGCAAGUCCAGCUCUCUUAAUGUAAACAAGCAAGCGUUGAAAAGGAAACUUCAUGAAAUUGAAGUAGAAGAAGCUCGAAUUUGCGACGACAUGGAUGAUCUCCGCGCCCAGUUAGUGACAAGAAAAGAAAAGCUGGAGACACACAUGAAAGUUCUCCCAGAAGCUGAGAAGCAACAAAGGGAAGCGGUGGAAAGAGCUAGCAAUAUCAAUGACAACUGGGCUAAGAUCCGAAGCUUAUUUGCUUAA